AGUAGGACUGACAGAAAGACACAGCUGUGUUGGUCUGGUAUCUAUAGUAUUAUGCUAACAGACUUGUUUAUUCCUGUCUGCAGGGGGAGCGACCAGCCCAUAUACACACACACACAUAGUGUCAACAUCUUUGGGAGUGUGUGUGUGUGAUCAUGAUGGCCUGGAGGGGGCUUGCCUGGUGGACUCCCCACUGAUCUCCCCAGAGACCUCCACCCCGGCCUCAGCAUGGCUGGUCUGGUGCUGAAUGAGACAGGCAUGGAGGACUGUGGGAUAGAUGACAGCUUUAAGUAUGACCUGUACAGCGUGGUCUACAGCGUGGUGUUUGUCCUGGGGCUCUGCACCAACUGUGCUGCUCUCUUUGUGUUCUGCUUCCGGAUGAAGCUACGCAACGAGACAACGCUGUUCAUGACUAACCUGGCGUUGUCAGACCUUGUGUUUGUGUUCACGCUGCCUUUCAAGGUCUACUACAACGUCAACCGACACUGGCCCUUUGGAGACGAACUCUGCAAGGUAUCAGGAACAGCCUUCAUCACCAAUAUCUAUGGCUCCAUGCUGUUCCUCACCUGCAUCAGUAUGGACCGCUUUCUGGCCAUCGUCUACCCCUUCCGAUCGCGCUCAGUCCGCACGCGGAGGAACGCAGGCCUGGUGUGUGCUGCGGUCUGGCUCACGAUCGUGGGUGGAGGGAUAUCGGUCACCUUCUUUUCCACGAUCAACCAGGCGAACCGCGCCACGGCCUGCUUCGAGGGAUUCUCCAAGAGCACCUGGAAGACAUACCUGUCUAAGAUCACUAUAUUUAUAGAGAUCGUAGGUUUUCUCCUCCCGCUCAUGACCAACCUGGUGUGUUCCUCUCUGGUGCUGAGAACCCUCCGUCGCCCAGGGACCAUCAGCUGCAACAGCAAGCGCCGGGUCCUCCGUAUGAUCCUAGUCCACCUGGCCAUCUUCAUCGUCUGUUUCGUCCCCUAUAACUCCAUCCUCUUCCUCUACGCCAUGGUGCAGACCCAGGCUCUGGUCAACUGUAACCUUGAGAGGUUUGUCCGGACGCUGUACCCCAUCACCCUGUGUCUGGCCACACUCAACUGCUGCCUAGACCCAGUGGUGUACUACUUUACUUCUGAGUCCUUCCAGAAGAGUCUCACCACAGGGGGGAAGGGAGGGGUCCGGGCUGAGAGCAUCCCCCGCAGCGACACACACCUGAGUAGUGAGGCAGAGACGCAGCAGGACACAGGGACACUGACCAGGGAUGGGAGACCGUGGAGAGACACACGGGACUGGACAGUCACCAGGAGAGACUCACAAGAAGCAUCACUCACUAGAAACACACAGGACGCACACGCUCUUGCCAGCAACGGGAAAGAUACAGGAGUGAAUGAGACUCAGUUCUGACACUGCAGGAGAGACAGGGAGAAAUAGAGAGAGAAAGAGAGAGAGAGAGAGGAAGAGAGAGAGAGAGAGGAAGAGAGA
Messenger RNA from Salvelinus namaycush (lake trout), 1461 nucleotides. It is a transcript of the gene lpar4, whose product is annotated as lysophosphatidic acid receptor 4. Gene Ontology annotation, biological process: positive regulation of Rho protein signal transduction; phospholipase C-activating G protein-coupled receptor signaling pathway. Lineage: Eukaryota; Metazoa; Chordata; Actinopteri; Salmoniformes; Salmonidae. The transcript is spliced from 4 exons. The record is from RefSeq and is a predicted model, not a curated record. Gene Ontology annotation, cellular component: membrane. Gene Ontology annotation, molecular function: lysophosphatidic acid receptor activity. The coding region runs from base 226 to 1383 and encodes 385 amino acids.